Ostertagia ostertagi is the source of this 483-nucleotide messenger RNA. Lineage: Eukaryota; Metazoa; Nematoda; Chromadorea; Rhabditida; Trichostrongylidae. The record is from the annotation of a GenBank genome assembly.
AUACGAGACAACUUCCGUACGCUACCACUAUCCGAAUGGCAUGUCAGACUCUUACCCAUUGUAGGUACAUCGACCUCAAAAGAAGCUCGAGAGUAUUUUUCGAAUUUUGAGAAGCAUUUGGUACAGUUCCGGCAUGAAGAUGACAACGAUGAUUUGCGGAUUCGUCUUGUGUUUGAUAAGCGUCGAUCGGAUGACAGGAAGGAGUGGAUUACCGAGCGGUUGGUGGCGGUCAACCAGGAAAGCGCCGAUGAUGCGCCUCUGACGAACGACAUCACCUAUAAAGAAUUCGUCGACAAUGAUCUAUUUCGCUAUUCACUAUUGGAUUUGAGGCGAUCCAUACCCUCAGUGGUGGACGGACUGAAGCCAUCCCAACGUAAAGUGAUUCAUACUUUACUGCGAAGGAGUUCGAAUAAGGAGAUCAAAGUAAACCAACUUGCAGCUGCUGUCGCUCUCAACGAAGCUUAUCAUCAUGGAGAGGUAUGA